This is a messenger RNA of Daldinia vernicosa, 3053 nucleotides long. RefSeq lists its product as uncharacterized. The transcript is spliced from 2 exons. Gene Ontology annotation, cellular component: cytoplasm; P-body. The record is from RefSeq and is a predicted model, not a curated record. Gene Ontology annotation, biological process: deadenylation-dependent decapping of nuclear-transcribed mRNA; nuclear-transcribed mRNA catabolic process, nonsense-mediated decay. Gene Ontology annotation, molecular function: 5'-(N(7)-methylguanosine 5'-triphospho)-[mRNA] hydrolase activity; manganese ion binding; RNA binding. NCBI's taxonomy places the organism in Eukaryota, Fungi, Ascomycota, Sordariomycetes, Xylariales, Hypoxylaceae. Bases 120 to 2843 code for a protein of 907 amino acids.
CCACCCACGCCACCCCUCACUUAUCGCCUUCUUGUCGCGCCGUCCUAUAAUUGGUCGGCCUUCCAGUUCAACACAACAUUCUGCCCAACCUGUGGUCAUGCAAGGAAGUAGAGUUCAGUAUGGCGCAAUACAAAAUGACAUUAGAAGAUUGGCUGGACGACCUCUGCGUUCGAUUCAUCAUAAACCUCCCCCGAGAAGACCUCUCCUCAGUAGCGCGUAUCUGCUUCCAAAUUGAAGAAGCACAAUGGUUCUACGAAGAUUUCAUCCGACCUUUAGAUCCUGCCUUACCGACAAUGUCAUUGCGGAGUUUUAGUCUUAAGAUGUUCCAGCACUGUCCUCUACUCGCAUCAUUCUCUGCGGAGAGUCAUAUCAAAGCUUUCGAAGAGUUCAUGCAGUAUAAGACAAGAGUACCUGUCCGAGGAGCAGUCAUGCUCAACGAUGAUAUGGAUGCGGCCGUCCUUGUUCGGGGUUACAAGAAAGGAGCGAGCUGGAGUUUUCCGCGAGGGAAGAUAAAUAAAAACGAAGACGACCUUGAUUGCGCUAUCCGUGAGGUUUACGAAGAGACAGGGUACGAUCUCCGGGAAGCUGGUCUUGUUGAUAAGAAUGAACCAGUCCACCCCCUUGAGGUUACUAUGCAUGACCAACAGGUCCGGCUCUAUGUGUUUCGCGGCGUACCGGAAGACACUGUCUUUGAAACAAGAACCAGGAAGGAGAUUGGGGCCAUCAAGUGGUACAAGGUCGAAGAAUUACCGGCAUAUCGUAAGAGGAAAGGUGCCGGUAAGAACGGGGUCGGAGGCCCUUCUAACGAUAAGUUUUAUAUGGUCGCUCCAUUCAUGGUUCAGUUGCGGCAAUGGGUGAUGAAACAGAAGAAGCUGGACGCUCAGAAAUUCGGACACCCUAGCGCUCACCACCACCCUCAGUUCUACGAGGAAAAUUUGACGGAUGAUAAUGUCGUCCACGAACCAGUCCAGGUAGCACCCACAGGUACAACCUCGGAAUUUAUUGAUAGCGCAACAAAGGAGCUGCACAGAUUGUUAAAGGUGAAGCCACCCACGCAGGGUCUUCAAAUAUUAUCACCGACCUCGGACCAGCAGGCAGGGCAAGCCCUCCUGUCUCUUUUGCGGCCAAAGGUACCAAGUGACGAGGAUGCAUCUAGACAAGCACAAGGGGGGAAGACUCGCGUCCCGUUUGACCCCGCGUCAACCAAUGCCUCCAAACUCGUGGCUCCGCAUCACCAUUAUCCCGAGCAGCAUGGACAUGCCCCUAGUUACGGAGCAGCACGGCUCGAUGCAAAUACAAACGUAAUGUACGGAGAAAACCGGUUAACGGCUGAUGUAAAUCCAAACUCGAGUCAUGGACCAGCACGGUUGUCAGGUGAAGCAAAUCCGAAUCUAAGCUACACACAACAACACCGGGCUCGCCCAUUCGUUAACGUCACCACCGAGCUUCCUGGUCCUCCGGAGUCUUCAGAACAACCGCGUCAAUCCCGGAAUCAACCGGUACAACUUGUACAUCCCCAACCAUUACCCCCGCAGGUACAAAAGGCCAUGCUCCUACGCGGCAUGGCUUCCUCCCCACAGGUCACGGACAAUACGACCGCCCAGCCAGGACUUUCCCGAUUACCACAGGGACAUCAAUACGGCGCAUACGGUCCUCAGGUUCACAAUCAUGGCACGCAAGGCGGGUAUCCUGAAAGGACGCUACCUACUGAACUACCUGCACAUCCAGCCAACUUGUUGAAUGUUCUUAAAGGUGGCGUAACGCAGCCAAAUAUAAACCAAGGCUUCAUACCGGAAUUAUCAGGACAGGUUGCGAACAUGCCAACGACGCAGAAUCCCCAACACCAGUUUUCUGCACCGGGUAAUGCAUUUGCUAGCCAAUACGAAGCUACAGCCAUGCUCUCCGAUUUGAACAAAACGUCGAUAAACAAUGGCCAUGCAGUGCCAUCGGGGCCUGAGGCGCGGCCUAGACUCCCGACUGAUAAACAUCGCUCAGAUUUACUCAAUAUGUUCAAGAAGACCGAGUCAUCGGCAUCACAACAUGAGGCCGAUAGGGAAAUAGUAACGCGACGUUCUUCCCGACUGAGCGAAGGCGAGAAACAGCAAUGGCCCAAUCAGCCUCAUUCUAAUGCCGGUUCCCUGCGAUCCGCAGUCCACGAGAACGGCCGUCCUGUACAAAUGAAUCCUGAAGCAAACCUUCCAUUCCGGGCACUUACCAUACUGUCUCGCCCUCAACCUGGACAACAGUCACCAAGUCAGAACAGAGUAGCUUCAGCUGCCGGGUCAGAAACAGGCCAAUAUCCAGCCACAACAUCACAGCUUAGUCAUAGGUCAUUCAGUAAGGGCUCGCCUUCCUUUACAAAUCCGUCUCCGAAGCCAUAUCAGCUGGUACCACAGAAGGCGCAACAAUUCGGCCGGUCGUCACCGAGAACCUACGCAGACUCGACGCACUCUUAUCCAUACGGUACCUCACAUGGGAGUCAACACAACCCGCUGUCGCUGCUCCAAGGUCCGCCUUCUGCAUCAGCACUGCCGGUUCCUGGUAGCAUACAGUUCCGGCAAGACUCAACUGCCGAGCAGAAGAGUGCACUUUUAUCUCUUUUCGGGAAGUCGCCGUCAAAUUUCGAACAAAGCAAAGGGAAGGAGCCGGCAACGCUCGACCAGUUCAGUGCCAGCGCGGCUCCACGAUCCCGGUUGGGCUCAGUUGCUUCUAGUGGAGGCGAAGGGAGACCAGGAUUACGGGGGAACGCGCCGAGGCAUGAGAGUCAAGCUCCUUUAUCUCCUGCAGAUAGGAAUUUCUUGUUGAACUUCUUAGAAAAUGCAUCUAAUAGCGCGAGACGUUAGCGGUGCAUAUUUGCUCAGGGGGGUCAUAGAAGAGAGGUUUUUUAUGAUCUAUGGGUGAGCUAAUUUUAGGUGGAGGUAGAAUCAUGGGAAGGUUAACUUAAGGGGUCAGCGAUAAUUAUCAGUAUAUUAGUAUACCCCUAUCGAUGCAAGCUAGAAAUUGCAUUGCUAAUAUAGGCGUUGAAAUUUUGGGAGCUUCAUGAUUUUAUAUGU